ACUUAUAAAUUUUUAUGAUGCUGGAUAAAAAAAAAUAUAAUUUCAAAUAUUUAAAUUUUAUUAUUUAAUUAAAAUUGUACGCGAUGACGGUCAGGUGGAUGGGAGUGAUGCAAUUAGUUCUAGUAUCAUCAGUUUGUGCGAUAGAAGUACUGAGCACUGAAUCUAGUGAAGAAUAUCUGCGUAAAGCGAUGAGUGAACUUCAAGGAUUAAAAACACCGAUUGCUGGCUAUCAUAAUUUUAAUCCACAUUUUUUCGCGGGCAAAAGAUACUCGAGGACUAAUGCCAAUAUUUUGACAGUUCAUCAGGAUGAUUCCAGGCACAAUGGAUACCCUCCGAAAAAAAGUGAACAAAUUAUUGUUGAAGCUAAUCAAUAUUAUCCACAAAUGCCACGGCCAGUAGUAGUUCCAGAUCAGGCUAAAAUUCAAAAUCCACCUCUGGGUUUUACUAAAAGUGAAUUAGCGAUGAUGUAUAACCAGGCGUUGCAAUCAGGUAAUGCAAUAUCUUUACCUGGAUUAAAAAAUUCAUUAGAAUCUGGACAAAUACCUUCAGUUGUUGGUAAUUAUUUACAUCUUCCCAAUGCUGAUAAUCAGCAGCAAACAUUUGCGUACUAUUUUUAUCCAUUGAAAUCAUUCAUGGACAAUCUUCAAAAUAAUAAUGGAUAUAAAACGAUAAAUGACUUGACGCCAAUGCAGACGGGACAUCAAGAAUCCCAGAAACAGAUAAUAAUAAACCCGCUUUUUAUGGCAAUCAGCAGCUUUGUCGGCAUGGCAUUGGUAUUUAUGUUCGGUGUUAUCGUUCUGCCGCGGAUUUUAGGUGAAUUUAGAUCUCGGAUAGUGCAUGAUGAGCUUCUGAAUCUUACGACGACUGUCAACGAGGCGAUUGACAAGUUCAACUACACAACAACGAGGCCGAAGACACCAUUCAGUGAAGCUAUGGUGGGAAUUAAAACUAGACCGGUGCAACGCGUCAAGCGAAAAAAAAUUCAUCGCAAUAGGAAUGUAAAGACUGUAUAAAAAAAAUAUAUAUACGUACAUGUAUGUGUUACUUGCUUGAUGCAAGUUCCGUAUUUAUAAUACUUAAUAUUCAAAGUUAUAC
Microplitis demolitor is the source of this 1095-nucleotide messenger RNA. RefSeq lists its product as uncharacterized. The transcript is spliced from 3 exons. The record is from RefSeq and is a predicted model, not a curated record. Bases 84 to 1013 code for a protein of 309 amino acids. Lineage: Eukaryota; Metazoa; Arthropoda; Insecta; Hymenoptera; Braconidae.